GAGUCUCUAUUUUUUCUACUUCAAGAGUGAUUGAUUUUAGACAAAUCAAACACUGUUUUCUGAUGAGAAAAUUUUCUGUUAUUUUCUUUAUUUAUGAUUCCAUUGUUGGACUUAUGGAAGUUCAAUGGAAACUCCAUAUUCUCUCUACUUUGAAAAGUUGCUAUAAGUACAGCAAAUUAGGUGAAGCUUUCAGCUUCCAUUAAUGAGACUCCAUGUCUUCCUAUAGAAAAAGCACAGGCACUUCGGCGGGAAGUGAUUCUGAUGAACUCCUCCGGCGAGGGCCUUGGACUCUGGAAGAAGACACUCUCCUCAUCCACUGCAUCUCCCGCCACGGCGAAGGACGCUGGAAUUUGUUGGCUGAGCGUUCUGGCUUGAAGAGGACUGGGAAGAGUUGCAGACUGAGGUGGCUGAAUUAUCUGAAACCAGAUGUGAAAAGAGGAAAUAUUUCUCCUCAAGAACAGAUGUUGAUUCUUGAACUUCAUUCUAUGUUGGGUAAUAGGUGGUCGAAAAUUGCUCAACAUUUACCAGGAAGAACUGACAAUGAAAUCAAGAACUACUGGAGAACUCGUGUGCAGAAACAAGCCAGGCAUCUGAAGAUCGACGCCAACAGCACAGCAUUUCAACAUAUUAUUCGUUAUUUCUGGAUUCCAAGAUUGCUUCAGAAAAUCAACGAAACGUCAUCAUUAUCUUCAUCAAGUUCAGCUUUGCAUGAUUCCCAAAAUUCAACGGUUGAUCUCAAUCCUCAGCCAUAUUAUUCAACUUCGUCCUCUCCACCGCCAGCACCACCGCCAUUGAAACUUGCAGGCUACCAGGGCUCAGGCUCCGAACAUAGCACAAUUUCUUGCAUGUCUUCAUCAGAAUUUUCAGGCUGCCAAACGAGUCCUUUUCAGAAUCAAAACAGCACGUUUCAGAAGGAUUUCUGUUUGGAAACCAUGGCAAACCAGGGAGAUUUCAACAACCCAGUUAGCGAUUUCCGAUUAGAAGCUGAAAAUAACAACUGGGUUGAAUAUGAUUUUCCGGCUGAUAGCAUGUGGAACAUCGAUGAACUGUGGCAGUUCAAGACUUGAGUAGAAAAUUAAUGGAACUUGAAAAAGUCUUUGUUUAUUAUUAUUUUUUUUAAUAUUAAGGUUCAAAGCUUUAAUCCUAGUCCGUCAAUAUUAAUGAUAAACAAAUUGUUCAUGUUUUA
Molecule: messenger RNA, 1186 nt
Organism: Mangifera indica (mango)
Lineage: Eukaryota; Viridiplantae; Streptophyta; Magnoliopsida; Sapindales; Anacardiaceae
Product: transcription factor MYB62-like
Exons: 3
Coding region: 213-1067 (284 amino acids)
Biological process (GO): regulation of DNA-templated transcription
Cellular component (GO): nucleus
Molecular function (GO): DNA-binding transcription factor activity; catalytic activity; sequence-specific DNA binding
Source: RefSeq, a predicted model, not a curated record